AUGUAUGCGAGAGCUCUUUCAGUUGGCCUGGCUAUUACUGGCUAUGCCCACGCACAGUCGGAAACAGCACCUCCUCCCGGCGACCUCUAUGGCGGCAACAGUCUGGCCGUGAUUCAAGACAGCGAGACAGUAUCGCAGGCUUUUCCUGAAGUUGAUAUAGAGCUACGGUCGCCGUAUUUCUUGAACCGAGAUCGCGCGAAUGCCGGCUUUGCCAAUGCAGACCGCAAUGACUGGAUCACGUACCGACCUGCAGACUACAAGACUGAGGAAGGACGGCCUUUGCCAUAUGUCUUUCUUUCUCAAUCGGCCUCUAUUGGUGAAGCGACCAACAACACGAAGCUCAAAGUCUACAUCCAAGCAGCAAUUCAUGGCAACGAGCCUGCCGCAGACGAGGGCGCUCUUGCACUGCUCGGAAAGAUGGAAGCCAACCAAACUUGGACCGCCUCGCUCCUGGAGAAGAUGGACAUCCUUAUGCUGCCACGCUGGAACGCAGAUGGAGUGGCAUAUUUUCAACGCCGAAUGGCUUGCAACCUCGACCCGAAUCGUGAAGCCGUGAAGCUUGAUCGUCAGCAAACUCGGGAUAUCUGGAGGAGAACUCACGAAUAUGCGCCUCAUAUUGAUAUGCACGAAUACACAGCAUCGACGACGUUUGGCGAGAAUGGCGAGUAUCAACACGCGGUAGAUGUCAUGCUUGGAAUUGCAGCCGACCUCAACAUCCAUCCAGAUAUCCGAGAUCAGGCGCUGAAUGUUUUUCUGCCUAACAUUGGUGAUCGAUUGGAGAGCUACGGACUCCGGCACGACUACUAUGUGACUGGACCAGCAAACACCAGCGUUCCAGAAUUCACGCAGUCUGGCACAGGGGCGCGUUUCGCAGAGAGCGCGACUGGUCUCACACAGGCUAUCGCUUUCCUGUUCGAGACUCGCGGAAUCCGUCUGGCCGAUCAGCACUUCCAGCGUCGUGUCGCUUCUCAAUUAGUCAAGCUGACUUCUGUGCUCGAGACCGCUCGUGACGACGACAAUCUUUACAACCUGAUCGAGAAUGCUCGUUCCGAAUUCAUCAACAGCAACGAGGACAUUGUCAUCACGGAUGCCACGACCACUAUCAACAGGACAUAUCCUCUCGUCUCACGCGAGAACGGGUCCGUUGUGGAAGUGCCCGUCACAUUCAUCGAAACUCCGACGAUUGCAAAUCUGACACGAUCUCGUCCAGAGGCCUACCUAAUCCCUCGUACAUGGUUGGAUGUGGUCGCCAAACUGGAAAUCCUCGGUCUCGAAGUUCAGACUCUUGACUACGAAUAUCGCGGAACGGUGGAAGCCAUGACGAUUACGAACAAUACGCUAGCCACAUCGCUUUACGAAGGCCAUGUCUUGAACACCGUAACCACGAACACCACCACGAAGGAAGUCAGUCUUCCUGCGGGCAGCUUUUUGGUCUCGACUCGUCAGAAGAAUGCUGGGCUGGCGUUCGCAGUCCUGGAGCCAGAGAGCACGGAUUCUUACGUGACGUUCAACUUCAUCCCAUUGGACGUCAAUGAUGAGUAUCCGAUUUACAGAGUCAUGGCAAAUUAG
Molecule: messenger RNA, 1569 nt
Organism: Cercospora beticola
Lineage: Eukaryota; Fungi; Ascomycota; Dothideomycetes; Mycosphaerellales; Mycosphaerellaceae
Biological process (GO): proteolysis
Molecular function (GO): zinc ion binding; metallocarboxypeptidase activity
Source: RefSeq, a predicted model, not a curated record